Molecule: messenger RNA, 398 nt
Organism: Suillus subaureus
Lineage: Eukaryota; Fungi; Basidiomycota; Agaricomycetes; Boletales; Suillaceae
Exons: 1
Coding region: 76-252 (58 amino acids)
Source: RefSeq, a predicted model, not a curated record
GAGUAGGGUUAAUAUAUGUGCUCUAAGUGUGCAUAGUUUGUUCAGUGGCAAUGUAGAAACCUCAAAAAUGUGAAAAUGCGCAGUAGCAUGGGCAGAAGAAGAUAUUUCAUUAGGAUUCUGAUGCUAUUUUUAGAAAGGAUUCAAAUAGACUUUUUGGAUGUCAAAAAAGAUGAGGCAUGCGUAUGGCUCGGAAGCAACGACACACAUAGGAGAAUAAGUCUGCGAUUUGCGGUUCAAAAAACACUAGGGUAAGUCUAAGAGUAGGUAUGGUAUUUGGACUCGGAGAGAAACGGGGGAAAAGGGAAAAGACGGAUUGUAAAGUACUCGGCCGAAGGACUCGUAGAGUGUCUGGAGUAAUAAUGAAUAAAUGAGUGUUGUUGCAAUGGUUUAAACAGGAG